UCCGCAGGAACAACGGCGUUGGAUACAGUUUUAAGGACUUAACCGAGUUGGGAAUUAGCUACAACCUCCAACAUGCCGUCCAAGCCUGCCCCAAUCAAGAAGGCGGCUAAGAAAGAACCAGCCAAGAAGGAGGAGAAGGCUCCAGAGCCGGCUCCUGAGGUCGCCCCAGCCCCCGCUGAGGGCGAAGCUGCACCAGCUGAGGCGGCCCCUGCAGAGGGAGAGGCCCCUGCUGCCCCGCCAGCUGAGGAGCCCAAAGCACCCACCCCUCCACCCGCAGAUGCUGCUCCCACUGAUGAAGCUGCUGCUCCUGUUGCUGCAGAUCAGCCAGCCACUGAUGCUGCUCUGCCUGCUACAGAAGAAACACCAGCUGCUCCUGCUGAGGCCCCUGUUGAUGCUGCUGCACCCGCUACAGAAGAAACAUCUGCUGCCACUAAGGCCCCUGCUGAUGCUGCUGCUCCUGUUGCAGAAGAAACACCAGCUGCCGCUGCUGAGGCCCCUGCUGAUGCUACCACCGCUCCAGCCACAGAGGAAGCUGCUCCCGCUGCUGACUCCGAAGCACCUGCUGAUGCUGAAGCUGCUGAAGCGCCUGCACCAGAGGAGCCUAAACCACCCACACCUCCACCACCUCCACCCAAAGAGCCCACAAGUGUUCCACUGGAUCUGUUUGUUGAGGAUAAGAACGACACUUCAGUUACUAUCAUUUGGAGCCAGCCAGAGACCGUCGGACCAUCCGGUCUGGAUGGAUACACCAUUGAAGUCUGCAAGGACGGAACUGAGGACUGGAAAGCAGUCAAUGAGGACCUGCAGAAGUCCUGCCGCUACGUUAUCAAGAACCAGACCACCGGUGACCGCCUGAAGAUCCGUGUGGUGGCUGUGAAUGCUGGCGGCCGCAGCCCCCCUGUCACCCUCCCCGAGGCUGUCUUGGUCAAGGAAGUCGCUGAUCGUCCCAAGGUCCGCUUGCCUCGUUUCCUCAGGCAGAGAUACGUCGCUCAAGUUGGAGCUAAGAUCAACCUGACCAUCCCCUUCACAGGCAAACCCAAACCUGUGGUCACCUGGACAAAGAAUGGGCAGCCCCUGGACACAAAGAGGGUGAACAUCCGCAGCACUGACAGAGACAGCAUCCUGUUUAUCCGUGCAUCCGAGAGAGAUGACUCUGGAGUGUAUGAGAUGUGUGUGAAGGUGGAUGACUUCGAGGACAAGGCUUCACUCAUCCUUCAAAUUGUUGAGCUGCCAGGGCCUCCUGCCAGUGUAAAGAUUGUGGAUACCUGGGGCUUCAAUGUUGCCCUGGAGUGGACCCCACCCACCGACAAUGGAAACACAGAAAUCACAGGUUACACAAUCCAGAAGGCCGACAAAAAGACUGGAGACUGGUUCACUGUGUUGGAGCAUUACCAUAGACUGAAUGCCACCAUCUCUGACCUCAUCAUGGGCAACACCUACAAGUUCAGAGUGUUUUCUGAAAACAAGUGUGGAAUAAGCAACGACGCUACUGUUGCAAAGGAGGAGGCCAAGAUCACGAAGACAGGUAUUGAGUACAAGCCUCCUGAGUACAAGGAACACGACUUCACCGAGCCGCCCAAGUUCACCACCUCUCUGAAUGACAGAGCCACCACCGUCGGCUACAGCACCAAGCUGCUGUGCUCUGUCAGGGGAUGCCCAAAACCCAAGGUUACAUGGAUGAAGAACCAGAUGAUUAUUGGAGACGACCCCAAGUUCAGGCAGAUCUGCGUCCAGGGUAUCUGCUCUCUGGAGAUCCGCAAGCCUGGUAACUUUGACGGAGGUGUGUACUCCUGCAAAGCCAAGAACGAUCACGGAGAAGCAACUGUCAGCUGCAAGCUGGAGGUCAAACAGCCAGCGGUUGCAGAUGCAGACAAGAAAUAGGUCAACAUUCACAUUCUCACAGGUUGAUCUAUAUGUGUCCUGAGGUGACAUCUGCUGUGUCCAUGACUUACUUUCCAUACAUGGAGGGCACUAAACUUGGAAAAGGUGGCCUCUGCCUCUGAAAGAGUCCAAGAGGAGCAGAAGGAAUGAGGCCUUUGCAGCAUAAGGAAGGUGCUGGAUUCCUGGAAGAACAUGUAUAUAUGGCUGGUGACACUACCAAAGGGUUGUUGCCUGUGACCUCUUUCCGAGUGUUACCCUGUGUUAUGUUGAACAAUUGUUGUGGCUUUAUGCAUUUAUCACUACAUUAUUAAGUCCAUAUCCAUGUCCACAAUCAGCUUUUUCCCCAACGACACUCACACUCACUCUAUGGUAACUAAAUGAUCACAUGUUCCAAAUACUGUACCUCCCUAGUUUAUCAUCUUGUCAGUCUAACUAGGUGUACACCAAGAAUUUUACAGCAUGAAUUUACUGUUCCUCAUAGGACAACUACAUAACAUCUACAUGUUUAUACCAAUAAAUAAUUUAAUUUCUGG
Siniperca chuatsi (mandarin fish) is the source of this 2414-nucleotide messenger RNA. RefSeq names its product myosin-binding protein H-like. Lineage: Eukaryota; Metazoa; Chordata; Actinopteri; Centrarchiformes; Sinipercidae. The coding region runs from base 73 to 1881 and encodes 602 amino acids. Gene Ontology annotation, molecular function: protein binding. The transcript is spliced from 19 exons. The record is from RefSeq and is a predicted model, not a curated record.